UCUGCGCAGCUGCCAGCGCCUUUAAGCCUGGGCUCGCGCGGCCGGAGCGUGCUUUCGCCGCCUGGGAGCCGUCCGGCCAGGCAGUCUUUAGGUCCCCACUGUCCCCGUCGUCCCGCCCUUUCGCGUCCGGGGAACCGGCUCACUUCUGAGCCGCACUCGCCGAUCCUCCAGGCAUGCCCCGCUACGAGCUGGCUUUAAUCCUGAAAGCCAUGCAGCGGCCAGAGACUGCUGCUGCUUUGAAACGUACGAUAGAGGCCCUGAUGGACAGAGGAGCAAUAGUGAGAGACUUGGAAAACCUGGGUGAAAAAGCGCUUCCUUAUAGGAUGUCUGCCCACAAUCAGCAGCACAACAGAGGCGGGUAUUUCUUGGUGGAUUUUUAUGCACCCACCACAACUGUUGAAAGCUUGGUGGAGCACUUGUCUCGAGACACAGAUGUGAUUAGAGGGAAUAUCGUCAAACACCCUCUGACCCAGGAACUAAAAGAAUGUGAAGGGAUUGUCCCAGUCCCACUUGAAGAAAAAUUAUAUUCCACGAAGAAGAGGAGGAAGUGAGAAGAUUCGCCAGAUUUUAGCCUUAUCCCUUCACAUUUGAGCAGCAUGGAUAAGAAGGAAGAGUUUACAAGUUUGGCUUUUAUAUAAACAUGUGUUGCAGGUGCUGUUUGAUUUUUCUAAGGUAUUUUUAGCCCUUGAUCCCCUUUGCUUGUGAGAGGUGGGGAACUGCUUGUUGACAGCGUCUCUGUAAGCUGCGGUACCAGUGGAUCAUUCUUGAUUUUGUUUUCAUUAGUGUCAUUUCUUUGUCAGUGAGGACUUUUCCCCUUACAGCAGUAACACCAUUUUUUGAAGAGCAAAACUUACAAUACCUCCUGGGAUCGUGAGCUAGUCAUACAGCCUGUAGAACCAUGUGGAAAUAAAAAUUGACGACCAAUGUAUUACAUGGACAGCUUUUGCUUUGAGUAAUAAACUUGACUGUAGGAAUG
Piliocolobus tephrosceles (Ugandan red Colobus) is the source of this 976-nucleotide messenger RNA. RefSeq names its product mitochondrial ribosomal protein S6 (gene MRPS6). Gene Ontology annotation, cellular component: ribosome; mitochondrial small ribosomal subunit. Gene Ontology annotation, biological process: translation. The transcript is spliced from 3 exons. NCBI's taxonomy places the organism in Eukaryota, Metazoa, Chordata, Mammalia, Primates, Cercopithecidae. Bases 174 to 551 code for a protein of 125 amino acids. The record is from RefSeq and is a predicted model, not a curated record. Gene Ontology annotation, molecular function: structural constituent of ribosome; small ribosomal subunit rRNA binding.